AUGGCCUCGGGCGCUGCCGACACAUUCCCCGCGCGCGGCGGUGGCGCGCUCUGGCCGGCGCUGAACGACGAGGAGAUGGCGGCGGCCUCGUCCUCCUCCGCCUCCUCCUCCUCCUCUUCCACGGCCACCGCGACGCAGCCGCAGCGGUUGCUGCUGCCCAGCACGUCCCACGCGCAACUUAACGAGCUGUCGGCGUUCCUGGCGGCCUCUGCAGCAACUUCCGCCGCCGCUCCCGGUGCCGGAGCGCCGCAGACGUUCCUGGACGACCUGCUGCGCGACGACGGAGACGCCGCCGCGCACCAGCCGCCGCAGAGCUUCCAGCUGCACGAGGACGUGCCCGUGUCCAGCGCCAUGUCGGACGUGGGCGUGCUGAGCGACGCGGCCUUCUUCUCGCUUGGCGAGGAGGCGCACAGGGCCACGACGGACUCGUCGUCUGCCGGCUCGCCGUCGACGGGCGCCAACACGAGCCGACUGCUGCAGCUGGAGACCAACUACGAGCGCAAGAAGAAGCGCGCCAAGAUCAACCGCAAGGACCUCAACUCGAGGUUCCAGGAGCUCAUGGACAUUUUGCACUUGAAGGAGGACCGCAAGCUGAACCGGGCCAAGAUCCUGGAGAAGACUAUCGAACACAUUGAGAAGCUCACGGCCGAGCUGAACGCGCUGAAGGGAGGACACCAGUCGCAGCCGCAGCAACAGACUCAGACGCAGACAGUGAGGAAGACGGCCAUCGCGUUGCACCAUCAGCAGCAGUUCCCCGGCAUGCAGACGAUGGCCCAAGCCAUCGGACACCACAGCAUUGCAAGCUCAGCUCAUGGCAGUGCGACGGGUGGCGCGCCUCUGCUGCCGUAUAACCCGUCGCCGUGGACUGCUGGGGCCAGCCUCCCUUUGCCCCCGAUGAUGUGGGUGCCGUGCCCCGUGGUGACGUCCUCUGGCAUGAUGCUGAAGCGCGCUGCUCCUGGCCGGCCAGCUGAUGUGUCAAGCCGCAAGCGUGGACGAGUGGAAAGCAUGGAAAGCACGGUUACUAGCUCGUCGGAGCUUGAGAGCGGGCCCGAAAGCCCUGAGGUCGUGACGGUCGUUGUGUCGUCUGCGGCUGAUAAGGAUUCGUCGGUUUUCGUGUGGGCUGCGCAGGAAAUUCCGACGCUGCUGGCGUUCUGCGAUGCGUGGACACUGGUCACAGUGAUGCGUACUUCCCGCGAGCUGCGGAGUGCAGCUUGCAGUGAGAAGUUGUGGGGAGAUCUGUGGCGUGAGCGGUGGCGGAUUCCUCCGGAGAUCAGCAUUACCCAGCCUCGCCAGCAAUGGCAGCAGUGGCAUGAGAGCAACCGCAUUCCGACGGACAUCACGCAGAUUACGUCUGGAGGAGUGCUGUUUGCUUCAGGUCGUGCCAAGAAUGUCAGUGCGUGGGGGCUGCUUUCUCAUCGUUCCAACGGACAUACGACAAGAACCGUCCUGCUGAAUGGCAAGGCUACGGUUAUGCAAGUUGUGAAGCUGUUCAUCGUCGUGCAGAACCUGAGCCUUGCAUGCGUCCGCGUUACGGACCGCAUCUCUCUGACUUCGAAAGAUGGAGCAGAUAAUGCAUCGUUCGAGCCCUUCACUGCGGCGUCUGGCGCACACUUGACGCCCCAGAUCGUGGCGUUCAACGCAGAUCAUUACGUGACGAAGGAUCUGGCUUCAGUCGCGCUUCACCACGGCGAUACCUGCGUGCUGAGCGUGUAUAUGGCGUGUCCGGGACUUGACCUGGAGGAUCAGUUUCUGCAAAGGUACGGAUACGAUGCGUUCCUGUACUGCAAGAUAAUGAGUGGUGAUAUCUGA
Molecule: messenger RNA, 1809 nt
Organism: Phytophthora sojae
Lineage: Eukaryota; Oomycota; Peronosporomycetes; Peronosporales; Peronosporaceae
Exons: 2
Coding region: 1-1809 (602 amino acids)
Molecular function (GO): protein dimerization activity
Source: RefSeq, a predicted model, not a curated record